AUGUCAGGCAACACUUACGAGCGCGCAGCCAUUGAAGCCUACUGGGAUCAGCAGGAGAACCUUUGCGAUCCGCUGACGAAUGUACUAUUGCAGAACGCCACCCUCAUCCCCAACUGGGACAAGCGGCGUGAGGUUCAGAGCUUCCUGGCAGCGCACCCAGAGCUCAAGCAGGAGAAAACUGAGAGGGGAGACUCCAGCCGCUCCAGCCUCUCCAACCUUUCGAGGCUGUCGACAUCCCAGUCACGGUCCGUCCGUGUGGAGCGGACAGAAGAAGUGGGAUUGUUCUCCCUCCAGUUUCCCAUCGAGAUGCCCACAAUUUUGCAGUACCGCAUACAGGAAGAUGAGUUCCGAAGCUUGGUGCAGAAGCUGAACGGGAAACUGCAGGGAUCCGAGCCCAGCUUGCUGAGAAAACUUGCCUCCACGGCAGCUUUCGCCCUUCUUUGUGCUGGACUUACCAUGAAGAGACCCCGCAGCUGCGUGGUCUCCGGAACAUCUGCCCUGUCCUUCCUGCUACUGUGCCGAAUGCCUGAAGGCAACUCCAUGGCGGCAUCCAGGAAAGAGGCGGAGCGCUUCUUCCGCGAAGAGUUCGUGCCCUUUUUCCAAGUUCGGGGAGUGCAGGACCCCUCCCUUGAGUGGGCCAACUACGAGUUCGAUCGCUCUGCGUAUGAGCUUCAGCGUCUCAUCUGGUCAGAGUACAAAUUCUACGUUGCAUCCAAUCAAAGAGGCGAGCUCGACUCCCUGACGGGGGCCUUGUCCCUGACAGCUUGCAACCACUCCCGGCCAACCAAAAUUUCGUUGCAGGGCCUUCAGGGCAUGCGAGGCCUGAACUUCCUGGCUGGCAUGGGGCUCCUGGCCUUGGCGGCGGGCACUGGGGCCAUGGCGCAGCCGUCGGAGCGGGCUCGUCUCGAAGAGGACACCUUCUGGCUGCUGUCGCAUCUUCUGGAGGAUGUACUGGACCCCGACUUUUUCGGCGCCGAUGUCCGAGGCAAUCUGAAGAUGGUGCACAUUGGCGGCCUUGGGAUGAGGUCCUUCAUCUUGGCGAAGGCUAAGGUCUACUGCCCCACCAUCUAUGAUGCUCUGGGGGAAGAGGCCUGCUCGAGCUGUUUGGGUUCCCUGCUCGACAGCUGGGUGCUGGCCCUCUUUGUGGGCUGUGCUCCGCAUCGACUCCUAGAGCACUUGUGGGACACCUUCUUGGGGGUGCUUUUUUUGGGGGGGGGCUUAGUGUGCGGGAUUUGGGGUUUAGGAGACUAA
Molecule: messenger RNA, 1251 nt
Organism: Symbiodinium natans
Lineage: Eukaryota; Dinophyceae; Suessiales; Symbiodiniaceae
Source: the annotation of a GenBank genome assembly